This is a messenger RNA of Sesamum indicum (sesame), 1163 nucleotides long. RefSeq names its product Rhomboid-related intramembrane serine protease family protein. Gene Ontology annotation, cellular component: membrane. Lineage: Eukaryota; Viridiplantae; Streptophyta; Magnoliopsida; Lamiales; Pedaliaceae. The record is from RefSeq and is a predicted model, not a curated record. Gene Ontology annotation, molecular function: serine-type endopeptidase activity.
GCCUCAUCAGCUCUGGCUGGUGAGUCAUCGGCCUCGUCGGCAGCUGACUCUUCUUUCGAGAAAGCUUCGUUGGCUGAAAAUUAUUUUGUAAUCGAGCCCCCAUUUUUGUUUGUUAAUUGUUUCUAUCCAAGAAAAGAGAAAUGAUGCAGCUUCAGUUGAAGGCUAAGCUUAAAUUUCUUCCAGCGCUUAAAUUCCAUGGCGAUAAUCCCUUCAAGCUCAUGCCCAUGGCCGUCGCUGCACCGCCCCCUUCUGCUUCCAAAUUCAAUCGCCAUUCUUUUUUUUCAUCAUCCGCAAAACCCCACUCUCCAUUGUUGCUAUGCAGAAUGAGCGGAAACUCAGACAUGAUAUCACAACUGGAACUUGGGAAGGCCGAAGAGAAAAGGAAGCCAGAGAAGCGUGUCAAUGGCAUAUUCUGGAUUCUACUUAUUAAUCUUGGGAUAUACUUGGCAGAUCAUGUUUUGCAGGUUCCAUGGGUUAAGGAACUCUAUUUGUAUCAUAAUCAGCCGGCUUGGUAUCAGUUUAUAACCGCAACAUUCUGCCAUUUUAAUUGGAAUCAUCUGUCCAGCAAUCUGUUUUUCUUGUACAUUUUUGGAAAACUUGUUGAAGAAGAAGAAGGAAACUUUGCUCUAUGGCUCUCCUAUAUUUUGACAGGUGCAGGAGCAAACCUUGUUUCAUGGUUAGUUCUCCCAAGAAACGCGGUUUCUAUUGGAGCAUCUGGUGCUGUAUUUGGACUCUUUGCUAUUAGUGUCCUCGUGAAGAUGUCCUGGGACUGGAGAAAGAUCCUUGAAGUACUUAUUUUGGGGCAGUUUGUUGUAGAAAAGGUUAUGGAAGCAGCCCAAGCUUCAGCAAGCUUAGGUGGAAGUUUGCGGGGAGGCUAUGCGUUGCAGAAUGUAAAUCACAUAGCACAUCUCUCAGGUGCCCUUAUAGGUGUAUUUCUAAUAUGGCUCCUCAGCUCUGUUCCUUCCCCAACCGAUGAGAAAUAAGACUCGAUUUGAAUAGGAUCUGUUUUGCUUCUUCAGAUACAGUAUUAAUCUAUUGAAAAUGGAUUAACACAUUGUUUCUCUGUUCUCUACCACUCACUAGUCCUCUUCUGUUGUAUAUAAAAUUGCAUAUAUUUUUCAUUAUACCUCUAAUAAAUUAAUAUAUUUGAUGAGGGCCUGUUU